Molecule: messenger RNA, 1706 nt
Organism: Oreochromis aureus
Lineage: Eukaryota; Metazoa; Chordata; Actinopteri; Cichliformes; Cichlidae
Product: tripartite motif-containing protein 16-like
Exons: 1
Coding region: 30-1706 (558 amino acids)
Molecular function (GO): zinc ion binding; protein binding
Source: RefSeq, a predicted model, not a curated record
UCACACAGUCACUGACACUGAGAGGAGAAAUGGCACAGAAAGGAGUUCAGCUGGACCGAGAAACCUUCUCUUGUUCCAUCUGUUUGGAUCUACUGAAGGAUCCGGUGACUACAGCCUGUGGACACAGCUACUGCAGGAACUGUAUUGAAACCCACUUUGAUGAAGAGGACAGGAAGGGAAUCCACAGCUGCCCUCAGUGCAGGAAGACUUUCACACCGAGGCCUGUCCUGGAGAAAAACAUCAUGUUAGCAGGUUUAGUGGAGCAGCUGAAGAAGACUGGACUCCAAGCUGCUCCAGCUGAUCACUGCUAUGCUGGACCUGAAGAUGUGGCCUGUGAUGUCUGCACUGGGAGGAAGCUGAAAGCCAUCAAGUCCUGUUUAUCUUGUCCAGCCUCUUACUGUGAGAAACACCUCCAACCUCACUAUGAUGCAGCUCCAUUAAAGAAACACAAGCUGGUGGCCCCCUCCAAGAAGCUCCAGGAGAACAUCUGCUCUCGUCAUGAUGAGGUGAUGAAGAUUUUCUGUCGUACUGAUCAGCAGAGUAUCUGUUAUCUCUGCUUGAUGGAUGAACAUAAAGGCCAUGAAACAGUCCCAGCUGCAGCAGAAAGGACUGAGAAGCAGAAGGAGCUCGAGGUGAGACGACUAAACAUCCAGCAGAGAAUCCAGGAGCGAGAGAAAGAUGUGAAGCUGCUUCAACAGGAGGUGGAGGCCAUCAAUGGCUCUGCUGAUAAAGCAGUGGAGGACAGUGAGAAGAUGUUCACUGAGCUGAUCCGUCUCAUCCAGAAAAGAAGCUCUGAUGUGAAGCAGCAGGUCAGAUCCCAGCAGGAAACUGAAGUGAGUCGAGUCAAAGAGCUUCAGGAGAAGCUGGAGCAGGAGAUCGCUGAGCUGAAGAGGAAAGACGGCGAGCUGGAGCAGCUCUCACACACAGAGGAUCACAACCAGUUUCUACACAACUACCCCUCACUGUCAGCACUCAGUGAGUCUACACACUCAUCCAGCAUCAAUAUUCGUCCUCUGAGCUACUUUGAGGAUGUGACAGCAGCUGUGUCAGAGACCAGAGAUAAACUACAGGACAUUCUGAGAGAGGAAUGGACAAACAUCUCACUGACAGUCACUGAAGUGGAUGUUUUACUGUCACCACCAGAGCCAAAGACCAGAGCUGAAUUCUUAAAAUGUUCAUGUGAAAUCACACUGGAUCCAAACACAGCAAACACACAUCUGUUAUUAUCUGAGGGGAACAGAAAAGUAACAAAAAUGAAACAACAACAGUCUUAUUCUGAUCAUCCAGACAGAUUCACUGAUUGGUGUUAUCAGGUCCUGAGUAGAGAGAGUCUGACUGGAUGUUGUUACUGGGAGGUGGAGUGGAGAGGGGGAGGAGUUGGUCUAGGAGUCACAUACAAGAAUAUCAGCAGAGCAGGGAGCCUCGAUGAAUGUGGAUUUGGAUACAAUGACAAAUCUUGGACAUUAUAUUGUAAUACAAACAGUUUUCAAUUUUUACACAAUGAUGUUAAAACUGUCCUCUCAGGUCCUCGGUCCUCCAGAGUAGGAGUGUACCUGGAUCACAGAGCAGGUAUUCUGUCUUUCUACAGUGUCUCUGAAACCAUGACUCUCCUCCACAGAGUCCAGACCACAUUCACUCAGCCGCUCUAUGCUGGACUUUGGCUUUGGGAUGAUGGGGCCACUGCAGAGUUGAUUAAAGUCAAAUAA